GUUCACCCUAGACCCAGACAAAAAAUCAUGCCCUAACGUAAAUGCGGCUUCUUCUUCUUCCUUAAGCAGACGAAACUAAAGCUUCAUGGGCUUCUUUUUUUAUGGAGACGAGGGAUGACAAAAAAUUCCUACUUAUUGAUGAAGUUCAUCUGUUGAAUGAUCCUCGUGGAGCGGUUUUAGAGGCAAUAGUUAGUAGAAUAAAAAUGCUCUCUCACAACCCUGAAUUGAAAUCAAGGUCUCCGGCUCAUGUUCGUUUUGUUGCUGUGUCUGCCACCAUUCCAAAUAUUGAGGACCUUGGUUUGGAGAGGAAGUGAGGCCUGUGAAGUUGAGAACAAAAGUUUUUGGCUACAGCCCCAAAAAGAAAUGAAUUUCUAUUUGAAAAGCGCCCUCAAAACUGCAUUUUUCGAUAUCCUCAUGAAAUAUUCACGAGGGAAAUCUGCUCUGAUUUUCUGUUCAACUAGAAAAAGUGCACAAGAAGCAGCACAGAGACUCUCGCAGACAGUCACGUCCUUUGGCCAUUCAAAUCCUUCUAUUAAAAACAGAGAACAGCAAAAGAGGCUAAGGGAAGCUUCAUUAUCAUGCAGUGACAACCAAAUGCAAUCGUAUAUUCCUUAUGGUGUUGGUUAUCAGGAUGGUGGCCUUUCCAUUAAGGAUCGUAAUCUCAUUGAAAGUCUCUUUCUCAAGGAUGUGUGGGAAGGCAGGCCGGACCCCAUUUGAUGAUACAGGAAUGAUUAUAAUCAUGACAAGAAGAGAUACGGUUCACUUGUGCGAGAAUCUCAUGAAUGAAUGUGAGAUGGUGGAAUCACAAUUGCUUUAGUGUUUGAGGGAGCAUUUAACCGCAGAAAUAUCUCAAGUGACUGUCUCUGAUAUUCCAAGCGCAAUUGAAUGGAUGAAGUGCUCUUUCUUGUAUGUGAGAAUGAAGAAGGCAUGUAAUCACGGCACCCAUUUGAAAGGAUAUGUUUUAUA
Molecule: messenger RNA, 966 nt
Organism: Prunus mume (Japanese apricot)
Lineage: Eukaryota; Viridiplantae; Streptophyta; Magnoliopsida; Rosales; Rosaceae
Source: RefSeq, a predicted model, not a curated record